Messenger RNA from Aspergillus welwitschiae, 1113 nucleotides. RefSeq names its product 2EXR domain-containing protein. Lineage: Eukaryota; Fungi; Ascomycota; Eurotiomycetes; Eurotiales; Aspergillaceae. Bases 1 to 1113 code for a protein of 370 amino acids. The transcript has a single exon. The record is from RefSeq and is a predicted model, not a curated record.
AUGAACUCAUUCUUCUUCUUCCUGCAGCUGCCUUCGGAAAUACGACAUGCAAUCUGGCGAUUGUGCCUCCCGGGCCCUCAGAUAGUAGAGUUUGAUCGUCCAAUCUGUAACAAUGAACCCUGCCAUGGAUGGUGUGGGGUCCAUCAUCGCUGUCACCUCCGACUUCCGGCCCUUGCAGCUGUGUGCCAGGAGUCACGCCUGCUGGUUCUUCAAGAUUAUUACAACCCGGAGGCGGACGCCGAGAUCCCACGCCCGUACUAUCCCGCCGCAUACCAGCACGUUCGCUUCCGACCGGGAAUCGAUAUCCUGCAUUUCAACUGGGACGAAGGGGAUGAAGGCGCAUAUGAUUUCUGGAAUGACGAGGACAACGCAAUCCCAUACUUUUGCGCUGUGGCUCGGAAAGCACUACACAACCCGAUCUCCAUCACUGACCGACACCUCCGCCAGGAUUUCGACGACCCCUUCUUCGCCGGCAGCGUUCGCAUUGCCGCACUGGACAAGUAUGCAAUGCGCGACCACUGGUUGGUUCUAAUCCGGACCGUCAGUUUUGACUUCACAGAUGACGCUGAAGCGCUGCAAUCCGGGUUGUUCGGGGAAUUCGAGCUGGACCCUGUGCGCUAUGUCGAUCCCAAUGACUCGGAAACACUGCAUCGUUACCAUCAGCUCUGGCGGAUGCAAAACCCAACUGACAUCACCGCCUGCACCACCACUGCUCCUGCCGCUCCCAUAGCACCGUGGACCCGAGAGAUCCAGCAGGCCGCCGCCGUAGAGUUCUUCGCGCUUCUGGAAGAUGGUCACCAGCCACUGCAUGACCGACUCGCGCGGUGGAAGGUAUACGUUGACCGUCGCUGGGUCUGGAAUGUAUUUCACCGGAUGACUGAAGAGGCCAAGGCCGGGGCCCCGGUCAGCGUUCCGGAUCGUGACGUGCUGUUCCUCCCGCCCUACCCUGGCUACGACUGGGAAGAUGAUGAGGAGACUUACGAAUACUUUCGAUCGAAAUAUACACUCAACCGGGGCCAUCCUUGGAUACAGGCAGUUGUGGACAAAAUGCCCGUCUUCCAGCCGAUGAUUCUCUUCCGCCAUCGGAUGGGGAUCAGUUGCAAUGGCCGGUAG